Molecule: messenger RNA, 1512 nt
Organism: Aaosphaeria arxii CBS 175.79
Lineage: Eukaryota; Fungi; Ascomycota; Dothideomycetes; Pleosporales
Product: tryptophanyl-tRNA synthetase
Exons: 1
Coding region: 1-1512 (503 amino acids)
Biological process (GO): tryptophanyl-tRNA aminoacylation
Cellular component (GO): cytoplasm
Molecular function (GO): tryptophan-tRNA ligase activity; ATP binding
Source: RefSeq, a predicted model, not a curated record
AUGACUGACCCCGAGCCGCUGUCAGUCGCUGCCCUCAGCGUCGCCGAUACCGAAUCCGUAUCAAAGGCCACCGAGCAGGAAAUCAAUCCUUGGGACGUACAAGCAGCGGUCGACGAGCACGGCAACGUCAAGCAAUUCGACUACGCAGCCAUCUCGCAGAAAUGGAACACCAAGCUCAUCGACCAGGCGGUCCUGGAGCGAUUCGAGCGCGUCACAGGCCACAAGCCGCAUCGCUGGUUGCGACGAGGGCUCUUCUUCUCGCACCGCGACCUUGACCUCAUCCUAGACGACUACGAGCGCGGCGAAGACUUCCUCCUCUACACGGGCCGCGGCCCCAGCAGCGACUCGAUGCACAUCGGGCACACGAUCCCCUUCGAAUUCACCAAAUGGCUACAAGACGUCUUCGACGUACCCCUCGUCAUCAUGCUCACAGACGACGAGAAGUUCCUCUUCAAAGAGAAGCUCAAGCAAGAAGAAGUCUACAAGUUCGCACGGGACAACGCAAAAGACAUCAUCUCGAUUGGCUUCGACGUCAAAAAGACCUUCAUCUACAUCGACUCCGAGUUCUUCACAUCAGGCUACAACCGCCACUUCAGCCUCAACACGACGGAAUUCGAAAAGCUCAUCACCAACAACCAAGUGCGCGGCGCCUUCGGCUUCAAAGGCGAAACCAACAUCGGCUCCAACGCCUUCGCCGCCAAACAAUGCGUCGCCGCCUUCGCCUCCUCCUACCCCUUCAUCUGGUCCGCCCCGCACACCACCUACACGCGGUCGCGCGCCCUCGCCUCCACCCGCUGCCUCAUCCCCUGCGCCAUCGACCAAGACCCCUACUUCCGCCUCGUCCGCGACAACUGCGCCCGCAUGUCGCUGCCGUCCCCCAAGCCCGCGCUCCUGCACUCGAAGUUCCUGACCGCGCUCCAGGGCGCCGGCGGCAAGAUGAGCGCGUCGGACCCCAACUCCGCCAUCUUCAUGUCCGACACCGCGAGCCAGGUGAAGAACAAGAUCAACAAGCAUGCGUUCUCCGGCGGGCAGGAGACACUCGAGUUGCACCGCGAACUCGGCGGCGACCCGGACAUCGACGUCCCGUACCAGUACCUGUCGUACUUCGAGGACGACGACGAGAAGCUCGCGGGCUGGGCCGCCGCGUACAGGAAGGGCGAGAUGCUGACGGGCGAGAUGAAGAAGGAGUGCGUGACGAUGAUGACGGCGUACGUCAAGAAGUUCCAGGACGGGAGGGCCAAGGUCACGGACGAGGUGCUGGAGGAGUUUAUGAGGCCGAGGCCACUGGAGUGGAGGGGGAACCCGAAGGUCGAGCGGAAGGUGAAGAACGUCGUGGAGGAGGAGGCGGCGGGGAAGAAGGCUGAUGGUGCUGCCGCGGGUGCUGCGGGCGAGGCCGUGGGGGAAGACGGCAAGCCGCUCACGAAGAACCAGUUGAAGAAACUGCUCAAGCAGCAGGAGAUCGAGAAGAAGAAGGCGGAGAAGGCUGCCGCUGCCGCCGCUGCGGCAGCAUAG